AUGCCGCGUCCUCUUAUUGAUAAGGCACUUGAGGCUAAACUGCAAGAAGGUCGUGAUAAACGCAGACACUAUUAUGCAAAAGAUGUAAUCCUAAGACGGCGAAGGGAGUUUCGUGUUGAAAAGAACACGGGGCAGCCAUCAGAGCUCGAGAAAGCCAUUGCAAGAGCUCUGCAUGGAUACGACUCGGAUGAAGAUGGUGAUGAGCCGGAGACAGGCAAUUUCAGCGACAUUGAGGAGAACGAUGACCCACCAUCGGAUCUCACAGGAUGUCUGCUCACCCUCAAAAUGAUCAAAGACGAAAUGGUGUCUUUGAUUACUGAACCCUGUGCAUUUGCUGAGGGUGUCUUACUUCAAUUUGUCAACAGCAUCACAUACACAGACGACCGUGCCGAUAAUGGUGAUAAGACCAUUGUCACCAAUAUGACGGCCACAGUCCAAGGCUUGCUCAACCGCUCCAUCACUGUUCAAGAUCAAAUCCUUACUUUUUGCGGUGUCUCAGCUGAGUUUCGUGCUGCUGACACAGUCACUCGUUACCUCAGUACUACCCUUGCAUACUUGGAGGAUAUCGAGUUUUUCCUCGACGUGGAGGGAGUUUCGGAGCUGUGUGUUGCUCACUCGAUGGGCGAGUUGAUGUACCAGAAGCGUCUUCGUGUUUGA
Molecule: messenger RNA, 657 nt
Organism: Suillus plorans
Lineage: Eukaryota; Fungi; Basidiomycota; Agaricomycetes; Boletales; Suillaceae
Exons: 3
Coding region: 1-657 (218 amino acids)
Source: RefSeq, a predicted model, not a curated record